AUGGAGAGCAGGAGCACGAAGGAGCCGCAGCAGCAGCAGCCAUGGAGCUACUGCAGCUUCGCGGCGAGCAUCGCGUGGCCGCCAAGAUCGUACCCCUGCAGCUUCUGCGAGAGGGAGUUCCGGUCCGCGCAGGCCCUCGGAGGCCACAUGAACGUCCACCGCAGGGACAGGGCCAGACUCCGGCAGGGCUCCCCUCCUCCUCCUCCUCGCCCUGCUGCUGCCGGAAGCGUUAACCCUAGAUGGGCUGCUGCAGCUAUCCCCAACCUUAACUAUCCUCCUCCUCCACCGUCGCAGCCAUCUCUGUACCAUCCCGGCGGCAGGAGCAAUGAGUGCAAUGAGCGCUCUUCGGUGGCCGCUUCCGCGAAGGCGAAGGGGCUGGAGCUGGGGGUGGGCGCUGGGGUGCAUUGUUGUCUGGAGGAGGAGAAGGAGGAUGGCCUGGAUCUUGAGCUUAGGCUCGGCUGGUCUUGA
Messenger RNA from Lolium perenne, 468 nucleotides. RefSeq lists its product as uncharacterized. The record is from RefSeq and is a predicted model, not a curated record. Lineage: Eukaryota; Viridiplantae; Streptophyta; Magnoliopsida; Poales; Poaceae.